Messenger RNA from Syzygium oleosum, 954 nucleotides. RefSeq lists its product as uncharacterized. NCBI's taxonomy places the organism in Eukaryota, Viridiplantae, Streptophyta, Magnoliopsida, Myrtales, Myrtaceae. The coding region runs from base 94 to 741 and encodes 215 amino acids. The record is from RefSeq and is a predicted model, not a curated record. The transcript has 2 exons.
UCCCUUAUAAGCAACCAACAAUGUCAUGGGAUCCUCCGAUAAGAUCACAGACCAACGAGAAAUUCCUCUCCAACCUCAAGCUAGCUCUCAUUCAUGGCUGACAGCAAGAACAGCAAACCCACCGCAGAAGAAAAUGAAGAGGAGCGAGUUGACGAGAGGAAGUACUUCGAGAAGGUGCUCGACGACGUCGUGAGCCUCAACUCCCUCUUCACCGUCGCCGUCUUCGUCGGUCUCUCCCUCGCCCAGCCGGGCCAAGUCCAUAGCCUCGAGGACGACGACACUUGCCACCCGGACAUCAAGAUACGCAAGCGGCUUGUAGCCUUUGAGAUUGCCUCCUUCAGCUGCUUUGUCUUCUCCGGCUUCCUCGCCAAGACCGUCAAGAUCUUCCUCUAUAUCUACAAGAAGCGGGAUGGCUUGCCCGGCGGCGUCGUGAAGAACCCACACCGCCAGUGGAAGAGCCUUGUCGGGUUCUAUUUUUCGAUCUACAUGACCAUGGUCGGGUGCCUACUGCUGCUCCUGGCCAUGGUCGACGUCGUCCAGAUCAAGCUCGGCCGGCUCUCGUGCGACAGCGAGUUUGCAGUCAGCACUGUCUCCGUCAUGGUCGGCACCAUUGGCCUCAGCCUGCUGAUCUACUUCACUACAGUGACCUACGGCCUGGUGUUCACCGCCAAGAACGCGCCGCCCCAAGGCAAGGCGGCGGAGACCAGCAAGGGUGUUCCCGCCGCGGUUGGGAAGGUGUGACGAUGAGAGGCGAGAAGUUCAUUAGUAGGGCAAUCUAAAAUAUGGACUUAUCAUAUAACAUAUAUCCAGUAAGAUGAUAUAUCGUAGGUCCAUGUAUGUACGGUAUGUCUUAAGUGAAGGUGCUAUCUUCUCGUGCAUUCCAUGUUUAUUGCACGUCCUUCGAAUGAGUUUCCAUUUAAUAGUCGACAUUGAUUUACAGAAAUCAUACAUUAA